Messenger RNA from Chenopodium quinoa (quinoa), 582 nucleotides. Its product is annotated as leucine-rich repeat extensin-like protein 3. The coding region runs from base 1 to 582 and encodes 193 amino acids. The record is from RefSeq and is a predicted model, not a curated record. The transcript has a single exon. NCBI's taxonomy places the organism in Eukaryota, Viridiplantae, Streptophyta, Magnoliopsida, Caryophyllales, Amaranthaceae.
AUGGCAGACCAUCAUAGUAGUAUGGUGAGUUCACUAUUAAUGGUGAUAUUACUGGCAACUAUGGCUUUAACCACCAAAUCACAACCUCAAUCGGCCAUGCCGCCAGCGCCAGCCCCAGAAUUGCCACCUGCUAAGGUGUUUAGUCUGGUUUUACUUUUUCAAAAUAUUUUUCAAACAGGUUUACCACCAACUCCAAAGACACCGCCUCCUCCAUCAACUCCAACCACGGUGCCCCCUCCAAGGCCGGUGUCACCUCUACCGCGAACACCUGUGAUCAUUCCCAAUCCACCACGUCCACCUUCAGACGAUGACUCCGUUCCUCCACCUUUAGGGGUGGCAGAACCACCAUCAGAACCUAUGCCUGCUGACAAUCCACAACCAGCUCCGCGCUUGCCUGAACCACCCACAGAUGGUUCCCAACCUUUACCACCAUUAGGAGCAGUCAAUUCCCCACUGGAACCUAAGACUGCUUUCGAUCCAUCUCCUAUGUUUAAUCCUCCUACAACACCACCUGAAACCUCAGAUACUGAUGUUCAACCACCAACAGAUGACGACGUUCAACCACCACCAACAGAAGAAUAG